Messenger RNA from Linum trigynum, 4875 nucleotides. NCBI's taxonomy places the organism in Eukaryota, Viridiplantae, Streptophyta, Magnoliopsida, Malpighiales, Linaceae. The record is from the annotation of a GenBank genome assembly.
AUAAAAAAUAAUAAAACAUUCAUAAAAAAAUAUAAACCCUAAUUUAUAUCCCCAAUCCGCCACCGCCCCAGCACUAGGAUCGCAGAAACACCACCCAUCAACCCUUCCUCCUUUACCCUUUUACAUAGAAUGUCAUGCCCAACCAAACCCUCCCAAUUUCUAUCUAUUUUUGGCUACCCUCAAUAGAGAUUAUCUACAAACAGGUUGCAGAGGGAGGAAGAUGCGGUGGCGUCGCCGGGAGGAAGAUGCGCCAGGAGGAAGAUGACAUUAAAUUGGUAGCUUCGCCGGAGGAAGAUGCGGUGGCCGGUGGCGUCACCAGAGGAAGACGCACCGGGAGGAAGUGGAUCUUGGGAGCUCGCCUGCAAGAGGAAGACGCGCCGAGGAAAGACGUCACCAGAGGAAGACGCGCCGGGAGAAAGAGUUGCUCGAGCAAGACCUUGUGAUGAGGCGAAGAAGGCUAGGGAUCGAGGAUGGGUCUUGGGAGCUCGCCUGCAAAAUCCCUAAGUGCAGCCUAAUCCAUUUCGACAGAACGACGGCGGAUUGCUUAUCAGGCCGGCAUUUUCUAUUCCGGUUGAACCACCGGCAUUCCGGGGUUUGACCGGUAUUGACCGGAAUUGACCAGAGGGUUAUGUCGGUGGUAUUCCAGCCGGUUUCAUCACCGGCACCGGUUCAACCGGCCGGCAUACCACUGGCAUGACAACCAUGGUCCCUCUACACAUUAAAGUACUUGGGAGCUCAACAAAAAGUCCAGAAAACCAAUUUUGAACCUGAUCAAAAGGCUAUGCUAAAACUUGGAAACUUCUUGAAAAUGGCUAAGUCUGGGAACGUGUUUGUGAAGCCUAUUUUGGAACUCGAUUCGAGAAGCAUGGAUGUGAAUCGAGUCCAGGGGCCUCUAACACGUUAAAUUAGGUAUGCUUUUAUACAAAUUCAAGGCAUUGGAUGAAAGAUUGGAUAUCUGUAAGGCUUCAAACAAAAGGGUUGAAGUUGCUAUGAAGGCUGUUUUUCUGGCAGCUUGCUUGUGCUCGAAGUCUGCCAGAAAAACAGUCUUCGUAGCAACUUCGACCCUUUUGUUUGAAGCCUUACAGAUAUCCAAUCUUUGAUCCAAUGACUUGAAUUUGUAUAAAAACAUACCUAAUUUAACGUGGUAGAGGCCCCUGGACUCGACUCGCAUCCAUGCUUCCCGAAUUGAGCUCCAAAGUAGGGUUCACAAACACGUUUCCAGACUUGAGCCAUUUUCAGCCAGUUUCCCAGUUUUGGCAUAGUCUUUUGAUCAAGUUCAAAAAUGGUCUUCUGGACUUCCUAUCGAGCUCUCAAGCACUUCAAUUUGUAGAGGGAACUCCAGCUUCAAAACAAGCCAUUAAUAUCCAAUUUCCAUCGAGCCAAUUGUAAGAUAUGAAUCUCUAAAGUAGGCACCAUGAAACUGUUUUUACACUGAAACAACCGAUGAGGUUGACCUAAUCCUAUAUGAGGUUGACCUAAUCCUAAAUGAGGUCGACCUAAUCCUACAUGAGGUCGACCUAAUCCUAACUGAGGUCGACCGAAAAGUGCAAGUCACCGUGACAUGCAUGUCACCAUAGGCACGCCCUAAAUAAUAUGAUUUUAUAAUUUAUUUUAUUUUUAAAAUGAUAUAAAUGAAGGAAAAUUAUAUUUUCUGAAAUAAAAUUAAAAUAUGGUAAGGAUAAUCUUGUAUUUUCAAAACAGCUUUUCGCAGAAGCUCCAAAUCGGAGCUUCUGCUUUUAUGUUAUACAAAAGCGCUUUUUGGCUUUUCAAAAGCCGAGCUUUUAGAGGUGUUUGGCCCUGCUUCAGCUUUUGAAGCCGAAAAACACUUCUAAAAUCCGGGCCAAACAUAGGCAUUAUGGACCUAGAGUUCCAUUCCUCCUCUUAGCGAGCCUUGUUUGUGGGCUCUUUAUUCUUUUUUGUUUUCUUUUGGUUUUUUAUGUAAUGGCUUAGAACAACUCUAUAUAAAAUAUGUGUGUUUUUACAUGAUUUAAGACUUGUGGUUUGCUUUGUAAGAUUUGCGGUUUGUUUUAUAAUGUUUUUGGCAUGUUUUAUGAGACUUGUGGUAUGGUAUAAUGAAUUUGUGGUCUACUUUAAGAGAUUUGUGGUUUGCUUUUAUAAAUUUGUGAACUGCUUUAAGAAUGUGUGUUCUUCUUCAUGGGAUUACUGGUUUGUUUUAUGAGACUUGUGUUCUGUUUUUUGUGGUUUUUUUUACUGUUUGGUGGUCCCCACCUUUUCCCCAAUUAAUGCACCAUUUCCCCAAAUUAAAAACACAAGACACAUCACACACGUGAUUUCCCCUUUCCAAUUUUUAACUAAUGACCAGCGUGCCCCUCUUUCCCUUCCCCUUUAUCAAUUGUGAUCAACUCAUUUAAAAUAAAAUAAGCUAGUGUUUUUAUUGAUUGGAGCUAUUGGUUGGAGCUUGUGUUAGCACCACGCUAACAAAAAAAAGUGUUAGCAUCCUAACCUUUGCCGAUGUUUAAUCACUUGUUAGUGAUACUCAAGUCUCUUAUUAGUAAUUUUUGUACAAAAUUAGUAAUAUAAUAAUGAUUAAGGUUGUUUUAGUAUGAGUAUUUAUCCACAAAGUAUGAAUUAAGGUCGCUUCAUACUUUUAGUAAAUUUUAACGAUAUUUAGUAGUAUUUAAGUGUUUUAUCUAGGGUAUUUUAGCACUUUUUAGUAAUACUUAAGUGUCUUAUCAAUUUUGUUUUUUUGUAUGAUUUUCAUAGUAUAUCAUUAAUGAUUAAGUAGGUGUUUACCACUAAAUAUUAAUUUAGUAUCACAUUGAUUAAUUUCAAUAUAGAGGUGGUGGUUUAUAAGGCCAACUUUACCAUAUUAAUUAAUUUGGUCUAAGUUGGGCCUAAGUUAUGGAGUUUUGGGCUACCACAUCAUCCUGCGAUCUAGCCCUGGAUCUACCCCUCUAGAUCAAACACCCAAACACCUACCUAUCAAGCACGCACCUGCCCACCUUCCAAGCAGACUACCUACCCAACUGUCAAGUAUGUUGCCUACCCAGGUACCCAACACUAGGGUGUCAAAGAUGACGGCAUGCUAGGGGAGGUGAGCAUGAACUACCAAGUAGUAAGAACCUAGACGUUAAGCAUGACAUCAUCCAAGCAGAGUUACGCUGGGGUGUCAAGCACGACAUCAUGCAAGGAGGGUUGGAAUGGGUAUCCCAAGUACUCUCAUACCCCCGAAGUACCCAUCAAACAUGAUAUCAUGCAAGAGGGGUAAAAUUUCGGCUCGACUUUUCAAGUAAUUUAUUUCCAACUUUCUAUCCCUCUGGCCCAACAUCUCACUUAGCCCACUCCCCUCAUCCAUUUACCUCCUCUCGGUAGUGGCUCAUGGAGUUUGGGGCUAAUCAUCAUUUGACUUAAGAUCUCGAAAACUUGGCUCGUCCAAAAUCACACUGAGGUUCAUCUCAAGCUACCAUUUACAAAAUUUCCCUUUUUCUUCAUAAUAUUGUUCACGUUAAAGAUGCCUUGCAUAACCUUCUAUCGGUGAGUUCUCUUACUCAUUCUAAUAAUAUUUCCAAUGAAUUAUUUGACUCUUAUUUUGUUAUCAAGGACCAUCACACGAAGUAUGAACUCUACCGUGACACCACCAUUGAUGGCCUUUACUUAUUUCUGUUACACAUCCCCAGUUUCUACCUCAUGUCUUCGUUGCUUCUCUUGACCUGGCAUCAUCGUCUUUGUCAUGCAAACUUACGAGGUGUUCAAUAUAUUUUCUCUCAUCAUCAAAUAAAAUAUGAGAAAUAUGUCUCUUAUCUAUGUCAUGGUUUUUUGUCUACAAAAUUCAUUAACUUCAUUUUCCUUCUUCAAGUUAUCAAGCAUAUGCUCCAUUGGAACUUAUAUGUAGAGAUCUUUUGGGCCUUGCAUCUUUUUUAUGAUCAACAGUCUUGUUAUAUUUUUUUCUAUGAUCAUUAUAGUAUUUUUAGGUGGAUCUAUUUUGUUCAUUAUAAAUCUCAACCUUGUAGUGUGUUUAUUCAAUUUGGUCAACUCAUAAAUUUUUUGGUAUUCCCACAAAAGCUUUUGAUCCAACUUCGGGUUGAAACCACAUUAUUGGUGUGAAAUUUUCGGUGAAAUCCGACUAUAUCUCAUGUUAGAUUUUAAUCUCUUCAGUUAGAGAUUUUUAGCACCAUAGUGGUGCCUUUGCAGCUUGUUUCUUUACAUGAAAAAUUAGUAUAGUGAAGUUAUGAUCGAGCAUCUCCUCAACCUGUGAUGGAAAGCAAGUCUCGUUAAAUGAUUUAUUCAAUUGUGAUAAUGAAUCUUCAAGGAUAUGCACUGACUCUCGGUCGGCUUCUUAGGUGAUGGAACUAUUCCAUUUGACUUCCGUAAAUUCUAUACCAGUAUUAUCGAUGAUCAUACUUGUCUUUAGUGAGGUUAUGUGAUUGUAAUUCUUACCCUUAAUGUAUUGAUUGUUACAUAUUGCAGGGUUUCUCAAUUGGUCAACAUGGAUCCUACAUCGAGGAAGCAUUCUCUUCACAGUGCAGGAGCCACUUACACGGAAGUUUUUUUCUCUCUUCCUUCCCUUCGUGUCAGUUUCGUGUCUUUUCGCUCCUUGGAGCUUUCUCAGAGUUGUCCACCUAGUGGCAUAACAGGCUCUUUCAUCGGGAAUCUGGUUGCAUACGGAUUAUCGUUCAUUAUUAUUAUAUGUUUUGCAUUUUGUUGUCCGACCAUGCCUUGGAGCUUAUCUUGGAUUAAAAAAACUAGGGUGGUGUUGGACCAAGUGAUGAGCCACCUAGACCAGAAGCCCAUGGUCAAAUUACUAUUUAAAGAGAUGUUCUGCCUGGAGCCAUCAGGGUAGAGGGGUCAAAGGAGGUGACCUUUGUAAGACGCCCCAUAACCCAAGGCAUCUGACAAUAUAGAUGUUGGUCUAUG